Messenger RNA from Lodderomyces theae, 2151 nucleotides. RefSeq names its product protein serine/threonine kinase activating protein (gene DBF4). Gene Ontology annotation, cellular component: Dbf4-dependent protein kinase complex; nucleus. Gene Ontology annotation, molecular function: protein serine/threonine kinase activator activity; zinc ion binding; nucleic acid binding. NCBI's taxonomy places the organism in Eukaryota, Fungi, Ascomycota, Pichiomycetes, Serinales, Debaryomycetaceae. The record is from RefSeq and is a predicted model, not a curated record. The transcript has a single exon. The coding region runs from base 1 to 2151 and encodes 716 amino acids. Gene Ontology annotation, biological process: positive regulation of nuclear cell cycle DNA replication; regulation of cell cycle phase transition.
AUGAACAGUAUGGAUACUACCAGACUAAGUGAUAUCAAAGAUGAUCGGUCCACUGGUGAUGUCUUCAAAAAGAAAUUCACCUCACUAUCGCGACCCAGACAACCAUUGAGAGAAACUAAUGCCAAUCUACCUACACUUCCGUUCAAACGGAGCAGAAAACAUUCGCUGUCUUACUCUUCACCCAAGGGCAAAGAUGGUGGAAAGCUGUCUCCAAAAAAGGCUGCCAUUGCUGGUGCUGCUGCACACAUUGUAUCACCAACUAUGACGAAAACAAAGGAAAAUUCUUCAUCCAAGAUAGGUGAAACAUUGACACAUCCCACCAUUGAAAGGCCAAUUGAAGUUGUUGCAAGUCAACAUGAGCAAAAGUGUGAAGUCAAAGAUGCUAUACUGCGAGUGGCAGAAAUAAGAAAGCUCACUGACGGGAAUGACAGGGAGAAAAUGGACGAGGAAAAGAGCACAUCUUUGAGAAAGAGGGACAGGGAUAUUGGAAGGAGUGAAGAGACUGAGCAGACAAGGACAACUGUCAUCCGAAGAAAGCUUUCGACAGUAGUCAAUGAGCAGCAAGAAGAUGCCAUCCACAAAGAAGAAGCUCCCACACUCAAGGCAUUUCAGAAGGAUGAUAAACUUGCUGAACCAAAAGAAGAUGAUUCGCUUCAGAUAAAUCAUACACCUUCAAAAAAGACAUCUCUUGAGAUUGGGAGAGGAGGUAAUGACGGAAAAGUGCUGGCUAUCGAAAGUGUAAGGGUAAAUCAGAAACAACAUACUGAAAAGCCGACAUUCGAAAAGCCCCGCACUUUGAUUGAUGUGGCAAAUGCCGGCAAGAUUGCUCCAGCUCCACUCCAAGAAUUGGAUUCCAACAAGGUCGACCGCAAGCUGCUUGAGAGGCCCGAGAAACGCAAGCUUACACAGCAAGUAGCCCAGAACCAAAAAGGCACAUCAAGACUAUCAGGUGAAGAGUUGUAUCAAUGGCAACAAUCAUGGAAAAAAAUUAUGAAAGAAUCAGUGGUUUUCUUUGAAGGAGCACACGAUUUCCAACUGUCGGAGUACAAAAGAGCUGUCAAGUAUCUCAAGUACGUUGGUUCCGAAAUUGCACCAUUUUAUCGCACAAAUGUCACUAUUAUCAUAUCGAAACGAACUUACGAUGACAAAUUAGAGUAUCCGUCUAAUGACAUAUUCUCAAAUGUUCCAAAGUUCAAAACAAAAGUAUGGAGCUACGAAAAGCUUUUUCGGUUUAUGAAAAACUUGGGAUUGAGUACCGUUUCCGAUGAACUGCUUGUGACUGGUGCGAACGCAAGUGCAGCCACUGCUCCUUCCAACAACUUGUACAAUUUGCUCAAGGAAGAAAAGUUGUACGGGGUGGCCGACAGAGAUCCUAAUGCACGACGCGACGAUUUCCAUUACUUUGGCAAGAACUACUUGUACGUCUAUGAUUUGAGCCAGACUGUACGACCUAUUGCUAUACGUGAAUGGAAUAAUGACUAUCCAGUAUUGCAUUUGACUUUGGAUGGCAAGUGUCCAUUCAUCGACGACCCAUCUGAUCAAAAUCUGGAGAGAAAGAGAUUGAAAAGAAUGAGAAAGUUUGAGGCUACAAAAUCACAUCGUCAAGCUUUAAGAACUGCCACGGAAAGAGUCAUCAGUGGAGUGUCCCUUUCGAUGGGUGGGUUCAAUGGAACUAGUACUAGUACCGACAAGAUUGACGAAUCCUCAAAUGAAGUUGAAUUUCGGCAACCAUUGACGCGAAACUCGUCUUGCAUUCAAUCCAAAGCGGUGGACGCAAUGGCUUCCGGGUUUAAUGGUGCAUCUAAUGCUGUUCAAUUUUCUAUGGAUUCCAACUUGAACAGUGCUGCCACUGCUGCUGGAAAUGGAUUGGGACCUUACUUGUCCCAAGUGCAAUCUAAAAAUCUAAACAACCUUAAACGGCGAAUUUUUUUAAAGAGAAAGACGUCGGGAAGGAGAGAUAAAGAGUCAACUCCUGGUUAUUGUGAAAAUUGUCGGUGUAAAUAUGACAACUUUGAAGACCACAUUUACAGCAACAGACAUCGUAACUUUGCAUGCGAUGACCGCAACUUUACAGAUAUUGAUGAGUUGAUUGCUACUUUGAAGGAAAGCAACUCGAUGGGUAACAUCACUUCCAAUGGUGAUUACAUAUAA